ACCUGUCGCUGCAAUCAAGCCAUCGGUUCCGGCUUUGGUCGUGAAGCCUCACGGUCUUAGCAUGGAUGCUACAAUCAAGUGACACUACUCAAGUGAUGCAAGUGAUGCAAGUGAUCAAUUUCAAGUUUUCUGUUGAAUUCAGUUGCCCAUCAACACGAAGGAGCUUACGAAGUCGUCGCAUUCAUAAUGGAACAACGUGCUGCCAUUCCCGUCUCGCUGCCUCGGGCAGACCCAACCCAGAGCUACUGGCAGGAUCCUCCCGAUGACAUCGCGGACCUACGUUCCACCGAAGCGCUACCACAGUCAGCCGAUAUCGUCAUUAUUGGAAGCGGCAUCUCCGGAGCUGCUGUAGCCUGGAAUCUGUUCCAGAAUGGCACGCAUGACAUCUUGAUGCUUGAGGCGCGACAGGCGUGCUCCGGGGCUACGGGACGUAACGGCGGACAUACCAAGGCAGCGUCUUAUCGAUCUUUUCUUCAUCAUGCCAAAGAGUAUGGCACCGACGCAGCAGCGCAAAUCGCUCGUCUUGAAUUGGACAACAUCCGCGCUGUCCACGCAUUCACCCGUGAGCACUCGAUCCCUUGUGACUCGUAUCCUUGCGACACCAUCGAUGUCAUAUAUGACCGAGCACAAUGGGAGCACGGUCAGCGGGCAAUUCAGGCUAUGCGCGACGCGAUGCCUGGGCACCCAGCUGCUGAAUACACGCUCUACAGCCUAGAAGAGGUACAGGACAAGUUCUACUGCGGCAAAGGCGGCGACGAAAGUGUCUGCGGCGGCAUCGUCUACGAGGCUGGUAGUUUGAGCGGCUACAAACUCGGCAUCGGUGUGUUGAAGCUGUGCCUUGACAGAAGACUGAAUUUGCAGACCAACACUCCUGCUCUCGCGCUCGAGAAGACCGAUGAUGGCAAAUGGAAAGUUGAGACGCCGCGAGGAUCAAUUAUUGCCGCGAAGGUUGUGCUGGCGACGAAUGGCUACACCGCCCAUCUUCUCAAGCGCUUCCAAGGGUUGAUUGUCCCUACCCGCGGUCACGUCACCGCUCAGAGGCCCGGGCAGAAUAUGCCUUCAGAGGGUUUGGCCACGACAUACAGCUUCAUAUACGACAAAGGAUUUGAAUACAUGAUCCCACGCCCUAAAGGUACACGCUUCGAGGGCGACAUUGUCAUCGGAGGGGGGCUGUUUAAGGCACCAGAGAAUGGGCUGAUGGAGAACGGGACCACCGACGACACUGAAGCAGACAACAUCAUCCAGGAAUUCCUGUACGAAUGCCUACCCAGUUACUUUGGGGAUAAUUGGGGCGAAGAUCACCCCGAUGGCCGCAUUCGCAAGCAAUGGACCGGCAUCAUGGGCUAUAGUCCGGAUGGCGUCCCAUUUGUUGGUGAGGUUUCUGGCGAGAAGAACUUGUGGAUGUCUUGCAGCUUUCAAGGACACGGCAUGGUUCUUUGUUGGAUGUGUGCCAAAGCCCUGGCUUGUAUGAUGGACGGUCGGGACGAUGCGGAGCUGAAGGGUUGGUUCCCUGAUGCCUUCCGAAUCAGCGAAAAGCGGAUGGGCUCAACUUUCCAGGGCCUCCUGCAUGUGACGGCCGAAGAAGCAUCGUGAUGAGUCAUUCUAGCAGUUAAAUACCGAUUCGGUGUCCCUUCUCAAUCGAAUGUUGUCGAGUUGGUAUACGGGAUAUGCGUUCGACGUACCAAGCCGCAUGGUGGCGUGUAUGCUUAAGUAGGCUGCCGUCUUCAGAUGUCAAAGACGGGUACGAGUCGCAGCUUAUUGGGGAAAAUUCAAUUUGCGGAACAGAUUGUUGUAUGCGCGGUCUUAGCUCGCUCUUGAAAACAUAGCAGCCAUCAACGUGCACCAUGCCCAUGUUUACACAGCACACGGCGUGGUGGGUUGCUUGAUUGGGACUAACACCAAACAUUUCGACAAAAAUAAAAAUGACUUGUCGUUUGGAAGAAAUGAUAGAAAAUGAUCUCUCCCCGAAUAAAGACUAGAACGAGGAUGGGCAUUGAAGAUUGCCAUGUUGGUCCUCCCAAGAUCCACCGAUGCUCCUCUAUUCCCU
Pseudomassariella vexata is the source of this 2047-nucleotide messenger RNA. Its product is annotated as FAD dependent oxidoreductase. Gene Ontology annotation, cellular component: cytoplasm. The transcript is spliced from 2 exons. NCBI's taxonomy places the organism in Eukaryota, Fungi, Ascomycota, Sordariomycetes, Amphisphaeriales, Pseudomassariaceae. The coding region runs from base 187 to 1593 and encodes 468 amino acids. The record is from RefSeq and is a predicted model, not a curated record. Gene Ontology annotation, molecular function: oxidoreductase activity.